AAGACUGUGGUACACUUCCGGGUUGAAUUUUUCCUCAACAAGAUGGUGGUGGUUUGACUCCUUUGUUGUUUAAUUUCUAGUAAAACGAAUACUUUACCCGAGUAGGAUUUAAUUGCGUAGGCUUUCAGCGCUUUGCUCUAAAUACUAAAACUGUUGGUCAUUGUUGCGUGUAGUGAUACAUACCGAUGCACAGACCGAAUUUCCGACAUCCCGCUCCACCGGGAGGAAUGGGCCUGCGGCCGGGGGUUUUCCGUAGCCCUACACCUGGAUUUGAUAACGUAGGAGCAGGCAGGUUUCCUCCGCCUGUUUGGGCUUAUCCUAACGCUCCUCCGUCAUUCGGGCCGAGGCAGGGGCAAUAUUGUGGUUCGCCAAAUACUCCGCCGAGAGAUUUUUAUGGUAAUAACGGAAAUGCUAACAACAAUGGUGGCGGGAGCGGUGGGAAAGGGCGUUUUUACCACAGUCCGUCUCCCGGUCACACGGCACGGAGACCGAACUCCAGCCCUAGAUACACUCCACCUUACAAAAAAUCCCCAUACCAUUCUCAGAGUCCUGGACAACAUAUGAGCCAUCAGGGUUCGCCGCGGACCUCCACCCCGUUCGGGUCGACGCAUGGCAGGGAGAGGGUGACAAAUGAUGUGGAAAAGUAUUACAACCCGUCAAUGCUCCAGGACCCCUGGGCUAGUCUCCAGCCCGUCCCUGUCACAGACACGCAGCACAAGGGCAGUGCAGAGCGAAUGACAAACACGGGCAGGAAAGGGAGAUAUUUCAACUAGAGGUAUAGCUAUAUACGCACACAUGUAUAUAGAAACGCAGACCUCCGGUUGCGGCACCCGACAUAGCCCACGCAACGUCCCUCGUGAGUCAUGCAUCAAACUGCUUUUCUUACUGGGGGCAUUUGGGUGUUUGCCAAAGGAAAUACAGUGGAGGGGUUGUGUUUGUUACCUCUGUGUGGGCUCGGCAGACUUGGAGCAGUCUAGAAUCACCAGCAAUCAGACGUACUGCUACCUGUCGGUCUGGCUCUUCUACAUUUUCAGUGCUUCCCUGUCUGCAUGCAGACAUGGUGAAACCACUUUUUUUUUCUCUUUUCUUUCUUUUAAAUAUGAACUCAAAUAAGGUUCAGCUCUAUCCAUGGCAGGUGGAAACAUCUAUAUUCGCAGCACAUGUAAGAGGUCAAGUGUAGUAGCUCAUCUCAUUGUUGUACAUCUUGGAUUCUGGAACGAAGAAGAAUUUCUCCCUUGCCCCUUACGCAAAACUGAUUGGAUUCUAGUUAAGCUAUAUUUUAUAGCGCACUUGUGCAACUGCAAUAAUGGCAGCAAUUCCACAAAUGAGUGUAAAGUUACACUCUGGAGUUCACGUUUUCAUCGUAUUCUGUAGCCUCUAAAACUUGGGGCUGUUGAACAGGUCAUUUUAUUUUCUUAUACAUUUUUGACAAUAAAAAAAAAAAAAAAACAUGCUUUUCUCUAUACACAGCAGCAAAAUGCAUCAACGGACUUGGUCAGCCAUUAUGAGUUUAAAAGUGAAUUUUUCUUAUGUCUUUAGGAAAAACAAAAAACUGCACUACACUUUAACCCAUUGAACUCUGUUUCAAUUGUGACCAGCUCAGGAUUUUCUAUAUGUAUAUAUUUUAUCAAACGACUGCUUUUCUUAGUCAAUAGUUAUUGUUUUUUUUGUUUUUGUUUUUUAUUUCUAAUGAAAUUAUUUACUUCAAGAAACCACAUUAAUAUGAGAUUGAACAAUACACCAUUUUGUAUGGUAUCAACCUGUAUUUUGUUUUUAUAUCUACAUAUGUGGCAGUAAGUUCUGUUUUUAUGACAUUUGGAGAUUCGAGGACCGUUUUUGGUCAGAUUUUAGGGUUGAACUCUUGUUUGGGGCUUCAGGCUUGUCCUAAUUUAAAGUUUUAACAAAUGAUUUGUUUUCUUUAUUGCGUUCACUUGUGUAUUGCCCGCUGUAUUUGUGUGAUCCUUCAGGACCAGUGUGACGCGCUAGUAAAAUGUUUUUUCUUUCUUUGAAGAAUUGCAUGCUAAGGAGAGAAUGUCCCCCCCCCCCCCCCCCCUUUUUUUUGAAUUGCUCGCCGUGCUUGCUUGUAUUUUUAAUUUGCCUCUGGCUUUGAUCUGUAACAGUCACAUUAAUGUGUAAACAUUGCUGGUGCGCUAACGUUCGGUAGUGCUGCUUCUUAGGGCUGUAAUCCCCUUCAGUAGCAUGCGUUGUUCAUUUGAGUUUGUGUGACACGCCCUUCAGCGCAUGUGGUGCCGAACCGCUUUACUCAUUUGAUAUGGGGAAAGAAACCCCACCCUUUGCUGCCAUUUGUUUGUCUAGUCUUGUUUGAGUCGCAGACUGGCUGGAUAUGUUUCCAUGACGAUGGCUCACUGAGUAGACGUUGGGAGAUAAUGAAGAGUCAAGGACAAUAAAAAAAUAUAUAUAUACGCGCACACGUA
Anguilla anguilla (European eel) is the source of this 2435-nucleotide messenger RNA. It is a transcript of the gene mplkip, whose product is annotated as M-phase specific PLK1 interacting protein. Lineage: Eukaryota; Metazoa; Chordata; Actinopteri; Anguilliformes; Anguillidae. The transcript is spliced from 2 exons. Bases 186 to 773 code for a protein of 195 amino acids. The record is from RefSeq and is a predicted model, not a curated record. Gene Ontology annotation, cellular component: midbody; nucleus; centrosome.